This is a messenger RNA of Melanotaenia boesemani (Boeseman's rainbowfish), 3154 nucleotides long. Its product is annotated as inositol 1,4,5-trisphosphate receptor interacting protein. The transcript is spliced from 2 exons. NCBI's taxonomy places the organism in Eukaryota, Metazoa, Chordata, Actinopteri, Atheriniformes, Melanotaeniidae. The coding region runs from base 416 to 2029 and encodes 537 amino acids. Gene Ontology annotation, cellular component: membrane. The record is from RefSeq and is a predicted model, not a curated record.
UAUUAUGUACUUUUGUGAUGAGGUUGCUAUUUUUUCCUUUAAUAGGCUCCCAACAUGAUUUUCAACAAAAGCGUUUUCUUAUUUCUAAUGUACAGUAAAAUGCAUAGAUGUAAUGCAAAUUAACUGAGGCAAAACUACAAGUUUGAUUUUGUUUUUUGAUUUUGCUUUUUACCACGGCAGCUCAGAAAGUCCUGUUUUGGUAAGCAGGGGAGUCUGGGCGGUCUUUCUCUCCAUGGGUGGAGCACACAGUCAGGAAAUGUUUCACAAAGAGUGUAAUCCCGUCCCUGAGCUGCGUGAUGACCCGCCACAUACCCGAGCAUCAUGAACUUCCACCGAAACGACGAACAGGAUUGGAGUUCCAGCAAUCUUGACUGCUGCAAGGCCCUUAAUCGUGCAUGUUAGAAACCAGCUGAAGAUGCAGGGGGCCAUUGCCCGAGUGUGUGUGGUGGUCGCCGCUGCUAUAUUAAACCAUCCCUUGCUCUUUCCUCAAGAAAACACCACACUCCCAGAGCAAGAUGAAGAGCUAAUGGCUCGAAUGAGGGAGCAUGAGGAGCGGCUGGAAAUGGAGCAGGCCAAGCUGGAAAAAGAGCUGUCACAGCUGGACUCCAAGCAGGAGGAAACCAGCUCAAAUGAAGGUUAUAGUUGGUACUUUUGGAACACUUUGUUUUUUAUGAUAUUCUUCACUAUUGAGAUGUUCAAGGUGAAUCUCGCUGACGCAGAAAUCCGGCUAGCUGAGGAGGAAGAUGUGAUUUCAGAGAGUGGAUCCAUCACCCCCAGAAUGAUGGUACUCGAUAAGAACAUCCUGAGGAACUUCUGUGAUAAAUGCACGUACACUUCAGCCCAUGAAAACUGGAGGGUGAGGGAGUUUGUCGAAGGUUUUGCUGAUGACUUGUUGGAGUCGCUUAGAAGCAUGUGUGACAGGGAAGCAGACAUGGAAGUCAGUGACUUUGUUGGUAUUGGAAGCAUGUUUGAGUCUUGGGCGGUGUGCAAGCCUCUCAUGUGUGACCUUAUAGUGCCUUUUUCGCCCCCUGAUCCACACUCUUUCCAGUACCACCUGUGGUGCAGCCCCUCCAGUGAUUUACCUCCAAACAUGCAGGGCUGCGGCAAAAUAAAGGUGACCAAGUUUGGGGAGAGUGAGGAGAGCUGCCUCUGUGGCUCCGCUAACCUGGGAGAGGACAUGCUGUGUUUGUUGCACAGCAGAAAUGAUAGAGUCAAAGUGAGCCACAGCCCUGAUGAACUGCUGUGCUCCAGAAACACACAUUUCUUAGCCAAAGAUCAAGUCAUGAGAUGGUUUCAGAUCUCUGUAACCAAAGCAUGGGGACGCAUCUCUCACAAAUACAAUUUUGAAGUCACGUUUCGCAGCCUGGAUGCAACUGGUGCUUUAAAGAUCAGAUUCUGCUCAGGAAAAGUCAUCGUGCUAAACAUCAUUCCAGCGGUUCAGCUAGAAGACACAGAUGCUUAUUUUGUCUCACACUUUCCAUCAGAUUCUGAUUACUGCCCUGACCCUUACUGGCAUCUGUCGUUAGCUGUCUACGAGAGGAAUUUGCUAAAAUAUUUUGCCAAACGCCUACCACAAAAUUCCUGUCAUUUACAAUGCCUCCAGAUCAUUACUUUCCUCCACAGAAAGCAGUCUGGGCUAACAGGAAAAAGUGCCCUCAGGAGUUAUCACAUCAAGACUGCUCUACUACACUUGCUGCUGAGCAGAAGGACCAUAGUGUGGAGUGCUGAAAAUCUGGAACAGAGGCUUCAAGAUGUGCUCAGCUUCCUGCAAAGGAGCCUCCACGAGAAGAGACUUCACCAUGCUCUGAUUGGGAAUAGCAAAGUGCCAGAGGAAAUACAGAUUCCUCAAAUAAUUUGCAAAGCAGAGCCCAUCAACCUGUUUAGGUCUUUGGUGCUGCAGAGGAAGCUUUAUGCAGCAACAGUUGGGCAUUUCCAGGAAAUGUUGAGAAACGCACCUGCACUCAUACACGAAUACACACCUCACUUAUUAAAUGGCAGUUUACAUCAUAGCCUGGAUGAAAGUUUAUGAGUGCUGGUUACGCUCAUUGCCAGUCACUUCUUUAUAUACCAGAUAGUGUUGAUGAAACUGUUAAAUGUGUUUCUACAGCCGUUAUUUCGACUGCAGCUGAUACCUAAUCUUGUAGUGGUUUUGCUGCCACUGCUUUCUUAGGUCUAAAGCUAAACCGUUUGAGGGUUUGAUCUUACUCAUUUUUACACAAAGGAUGAUGCUUUUACUAAAUAUUUUUCCAAGAAAUACCUCAUUUUGUACCAAUCUAAAAUGGGAGCUGUUUAAACAAUACAGCAGUGGUUUGUUUAUUUAACUGUUUCAAUUCUGACGGCAGCUAUUCAGUGUGGCAAUGGUUAAAAAUAGAUUUUAUUGCAUCCUGGAGUUAUCUUUUCCCUUCCUUUUCCUGAAAUAUUUUCACUGUUGAUGUCAGGUCUUUGGUAAUGAAUCAGUUAAUCCAUUUGGACAACCCUAUAUUACAUUAUGGUAAAACAUAAUGUUUAUGGAUUUUUAACCAAAAACCAUAAAGUUCAGGUUCUGGCAAGUCAUUACAAAUGGAUUUUUUAUUUUACAUUAUUAAUACAUGUUAAAACAGAUUAUUGAAAAAACUCAGGAUUAUUAUACUUUAAUUACCUUUGUGACAUUUCAAACAAUGAUAUCAAAAUACCUCCUAUGGUGCUAGCUAUAUUUUUUAUUUUCAGAUGUACCCUAAAUGUUAAUCUUUAUUAUCUUAAAAACAAACAUGACUCAUCAAGAAUGUAAACAGACAGCUGUGGGGUUUUGGUGAGUGUUUUCUACAGACCACAGUCAUAGUCUGGUUUUCCAUCAGCAACAGUCUUGUAGGUCUUGAAGGUUUCCAUACUUGAUGCAUAGCUGCUUUAACAGCCAGGUCCUCUAGCAUGUGUUCUGUCCACUAGCAUGAGCUCACUGGCCUCAUUAAACCACACAAUUAAAGGACAAAAAUUGAUUGGAUGCACAAGGUGGGAUUUUUUUUUUUUUAGAUUUAACUAAGGGUAUACAUUUUAAUAUAUUGCUGUAUAGCAGAUUUUGAUGAUCUCUGUUUAUUUACUUGGGAACAUUCAAAGGUUAGUGUUUUAAGGCUCCCAAAAUCGCAGUUCAAUGUGAACGAAACAUCUAAAUGAAAGGAAA